UGAUGGUCACUGAUAGGUGGCACUGAUGGGCACUGAUAGGCAGCACUGCUGGGCAAUGCUGACUGAUGGGACUGACUGACAGCAAUGACUAGGGGCACUGCUGGGCAGCACUGAUGGGCACUAAUGAACGCAACUGCUUGUACAGCACUGAUGGGGGCACUGAUGGCUGGGCCUGCUGGGCACUGGUGGGUGGCAUUGCUGGGCACUGGUGGGUGGCAUUGCUGGGCGGCACUGCAGGACACUGAUCACUAAGGCUGAUCCCGAUCAUGGAGAUCGCCGGGUGCACGCCGCUGGG
Messenger RNA from Staurois parvus, 295 nucleotides. NCBI's taxonomy places the organism in Eukaryota, Metazoa, Chordata, Amphibia, Anura, Ranidae. The record is from the annotation of a GenBank genome assembly.